Messenger RNA from Vitis riparia (riverbank grape), 729 nucleotides. RefSeq lists its product as uncharacterized. NCBI's taxonomy places the organism in Eukaryota, Viridiplantae, Streptophyta, Magnoliopsida, Vitales, Vitaceae. Bases 43 to 477 code for a protein of 144 amino acids. Gene Ontology annotation, cellular component: nucleus. The record is from RefSeq and is a predicted model, not a curated record. Gene Ontology annotation, molecular function: RNA binding. The transcript is spliced from 5 exons.
CCCGCCAUUUUUGCCCAGAGAGAGAGAGAGAAAGAGAGAGAGAUGGAAGCCAUUGUAGUUACAGAGAACUUGGAGGAAUCAAUGAAAAAAUCGAGUCUUGGAAAUGCUACUGAAACUCAGAAGAAAAACCGAAUUCAAGUUUCUAAUUCCAAGAAACCCCUCUUCUUCUACAUCAAUCUCGCCAAGAGGUACAUAAAGCAAUACAACGAUGUGGAGCUCUCUGCCUUGGGAAUGGCUAUUCCAUCUGUAGUCACUAUUGCUGAGAUUCUGAAAAAAAAUGGGGUGGCAACCCAGAAAAAGAUUUUGACAUCAACAGUAGACAUGAAGUGGGAAAUCAAUGGAAGAACAGUUCAAAAGGCUAAGAUUGAGAUUGUGCUGGGGAAACCUGAGGAUUCCGACAAUCAGGCUGCAUCCACCGCUGUGGCUGCUGCUGCUGCAGCAACUCCAGCAGAGGAGAAUGCUGACAAGAAGGAAUGACAAAGCUAUUGUCAUAGAGCUCCAUUUUCUACAUUCUUGAUGUUCUUAUGUGGUUGUUCUGGCUGAUUGUUUUCUAGAGAUAUACAUGGAAUAGGUGGCUAAGUUCUAGUUAGAGCUGCUGCUAACAUGAUCAUGAAAUUGAGAUCAAAUGCAGAUUGUGGUGGAGGGCAGAUCUAACGGAACCUUGGCAUAUGUGCACUUCCCUUUGUUUCUAUUUUCAUCCCUGUAACAUUGUUAAAGAGUUCAGAUAUA